AUGGAACUUAAGCACCUACUCAUUUUCAUUUCGGUUCUGUCUCUUGCACUUGCAGGAGAAAGCAAUGCAUUACUUCCUGAAGAAGAAUAUUGGGAAGCUGUUUGGCCUAACACUCCCAUUCCCACUUCUGUGCGAGAACUUCUAAAGCCUGGCCCUCAAGGUGUUGAAAUUGAUGACCUCCCUAUGGAAGUUGAUGACACACAAUAUCCAAGAACAUUUUUCUAUGAACAAGAUCUUUAUCCAGGAAACACAAUGAAUGUGCAAUUCAGCAAACGUCCCUUUGCACAACCUUAUGGUGUUUAUACAUGGAUGCGUGAAAUUAAAGACAUUGAAAAAGAAGGAUAUACAUUUAAUGAGGUAUGUGUGAAGAAAGAAGCAGCUAAAGGAGAACAAAAAUUUUGUGCAAAAUCCUUAGGAACAUUAAUUGGAUUUGCAAUUUCAAAACUCGGAAAAAAUAUUCAAGCACUUUCAAGUUCCUUCAUAGAUAAAAACGAACAUUACACCGUUGAGUCGGUGCAAAACCUAGGAGAGAAAGCAGUGAUGUGUCAUAGAUUGAAUUUUCGAAAGGUUGUAUUUUAUUGUCAUGAAGUUCAUCGAACUAAGGCUUUUAUGGUUCCGUUGGUGGCUAACGAUGGAACAAAAACUCAGGCACUCGCCGUUUGUCACACCGAUACUUCUGGCAUGAAUCAUGAAAUGCUUAAACAACUUAUGAAAGCUGAUCCUGGUACUAAACCGGUUUGUCAUUUCCUUGGAAAUAAAGCUAUUUUGUGGGUGCCCAACUUAGUUGUGGACAAUGCUUAUGGUGCCAAUAUUGUUUAG
This is a messenger RNA of Trifolium pratense (red clover), 819 nucleotides long. RefSeq names its product embryonic abundant protein USP92-like. The transcript has 3 exons. The coding region runs from base 1 to 819 and encodes 272 amino acids. The record is from RefSeq and is a predicted model, not a curated record. NCBI's taxonomy places the organism in Eukaryota, Viridiplantae, Streptophyta, Magnoliopsida, Fabales, Fabaceae.